Molecule: messenger RNA, 452 nt
Organism: Amoebophrya sp. A25
Lineage: Eukaryota; Dinophyceae; Syndiniales; Amoebophryaceae
Source: the annotation of a GenBank genome assembly
AUGGCAGUAGUUUGUAGAACGAAGUCUAUGUUAUAUUACAGAAAAAACAUCAUUGAAGGUCUUGUUCGACAUCGUACGUUUUACAACUGUAAACCAAUUCGUUUCUACUGCACUACACAUGAUAGGGAUCCACUACGUGUUGUGGGAGUUCAAGUAGAUACUACAUUGCAAAAUAAAUUCAAAAACAAGAUUCCGAUGUUACAUUGGCAACAAAAUCUUCACGAAACAUAUGAGAAACAAGGUACUUGCUAUGUGUAUGAUGUGAGCUCGAUCUAUAUGGGCUGCAUAAAAGAAAAGAAUCGUGACAAGCGACGUUUCCUAGCCUGAGCAACUCGCUGGAGCGCUCUGCCGAAAUGAUUUAGAGUGGGUGUGGAUACUCACCAGGCAGCCGUGGUAGAAUUGCGAAGAAGCGUGAGUGGAUAGUGUGUCUGCUACCCGAAACUGGAUAAGCC